Messenger RNA from Carassius carassius (crucian carp), 1959 nucleotides. Its product is annotated as indian hedgehog B protein. Gene Ontology annotation, molecular function: calcium ion binding; patched binding. Bases 589 to 1836 code for a protein of 415 amino acids. Gene Ontology annotation, biological process: smoothened signaling pathway; regulation of gene expression; cell fate specification. The record is from RefSeq and is a predicted model, not a curated record. The transcript is spliced from 3 exons. NCBI's taxonomy places the organism in Eukaryota, Metazoa, Chordata, Actinopteri, Cypriniformes, Cyprinidae.
AGGGGGAGAGCGGCAGGGCUGAUAAAGCGCGUCUGCCCGGAGGGGUGGAGAGGAGGGCAGAGACAGGCAGAGGGCAGGACUGGCAGGGUGCGGCUGCUUCAGUAGCAUCUGAGCUCAGGUCACUUCCAUUUCCAUCUCAACUGAGAGCCGCGCGCCACAGCGCAGUAGUCAAACAGCCGAGCCGGGAGCCAGAAACCGCUGCGGGGACGCGCACUCUGACCGCGGCUCUGCGCAACCAGGACCCGCCUGCAGGCGACUCUAAACACGCGUGCCAAGAUAAACGGAACUUCUCUAUUUAUUCCCCCUGUCUCCGCUUGGACUGAGAGAAACACAGUUUUACAGACCCGCGAGGUGAACCGACGAGCUGGCACCAACUUCACCGCUUGAGGAACCCUACGUUUGCCGGAGUGUCUUUCCGUGCGUAAAAGGAUGGUGAGCGCCAGGUGUCCUAAUAGACCGAUCCUCCUCCCCCUCCGGUGAUCUUGCGCGGGGACUGAAGCUGAGAUUGGGGGGAGGAGGGUCGCUUUACCCUACUCUUCAGCAUCUUUGACACUCCAUCUUUUGGAGUGCCCGCUGGCACCGGUUGGCAUGAGACUCUCCACAGCGGCGGCGCUCCUCACCGGCUUCAUCUUGGCUUUCUCGCCGGCGUACGACAGCUGUGGACCGGGCAGAGGUCACGGCAAGAGACGGACUCCAAGGAAACUCACGCCUCUCGCCUAUAAGCAGUUCAGUCCAAACGUUGCCGAAAAAACGCUGGGAGCCAGUGGGAGAUAUGAGGGGAAGAUAACCCGCAACUCCGAGCGCUUUAAAGAGCUCACGCCCAACUACAACCCAGACAUCAUCUUCAAGGAUGAGGAGAACACAGGUGCGGACCGCAUGAUGACGCAGCGCUGUAAGGAUAAGCUGAACUCCCUGGCCAUCUCAGUGAUGAACCUGUGGCCUGGCGUGCGUCUGCGUGUGACGGAGGGCUGGGAUGAAGACGGCCAUCACGCUGAAGAGUCUCUGCAUUAUGAGGGCAGGGCGGUUGACAUCACUACCUCGGACCGUGACCGGAAAAAGUAUGCCAUGCUGGCUCGUCUGGCAGUGGAGGCCGGCUUCGACUGGGUCUACUACGAAUCCAAAGCCCACAUACACUGCAGUGUCAAAUCAGAGCACUCAGUAGCAGCAAAGACGGGUGGCUGUUUUCCUGGAGGGGCUUUGGUGACAAUGAAGGAUGGCACUCAUAGACCAAUCCAAGACCUACGAGCAGGAGACCUUGUUCUGGCCUCGAUGGGAAGUGACGGGACUGGCGAGCUCGUCUACAGCAAGGUCCUCACCUUCCUGGACCGUAGCCCCAUUACUCAGAAGCACUUUUAUGUGAUCAGCACUGAGGAUGGGGCCAGCAUCUCCUUAACGGCAGCUCAUUUACUGUUUGUCUGGGUUGGAAACUGCUCCAAUGGGGGCCAGCCAAAGCCUGGAUCCCUCCGGACGAUAUUUGCCAGUGAUGCCCAGCCAGGGCAGUGUGUGCUGAUCGUCAAUGAAGGCAAACUCAGGAUGCGUGUUUCCCAGAUCUCUCAAGUGGAGGUGCGGGAGGACCGGGGGGCUUAUGCCCCACUUACUGCCCAUGGGACUUUGGUGGUGAAUGGGGUGAUGACCUCAUGCUACGCAGCGGUGAAUGAACCACAGCUAGCUCACCGGGCAUUUGCACCUCUACGCCUUUUGUACAGCUGGACCGGACCAGAUCGGAUCCUUAAGAACGGCCGACACUGGUACUCUCAGGUCCUACUCAGUGUGGGAACACUACUGCUAGACUCAGAACUCUUCCACCCUUGGGCCUUAGAAGAUCAUGAAAGAUGAUGGAUUGAAACAAACUCAGAGAUGAGUGAAGGGUGGGAAGACUGACAGAUGUAAACGACUGAACGCUCAGGGUUUAUGACUUAAGGGGAUAGUGCUAAGUGAAAGUCAUGACAUUUGUCAAGU